ACCCUCCUCUCCAACCAGCUUAGCAUUCACACAUUCUUUCUCACUCCCCUAGACUGUGCCUUUUCCCCGCUUCAAAGCUCAACUCCCUUGUUGGCGCUUGGCCAUGGUGGCGGCGAUUCUCCCCGAUCUCGGAACCGAGAUUCUGAUUCCGGUAUGUGCUGUUAUCGGAAUUGGGUUCGCUUUGUUUCAGUGGAUUCUCGUUUCAAGAGUCAAGCUCUCUGCUUCUAGCGACAGUUCUCCGAAUAGCAAGAAUGGGUACAAUGAUUAUCUCAUCGAAGAAGAGGAAGGGAUCAACGACCACAGUGUCGUCAUAAAAUGUGCUGAAAUUCAGGGCGCUAUAUCAGAAGGGGCAACGUCUUUUCUCUUCACCGAAUAUAAGUAUGUGGGAAUCUUCAUGGUGGCUUUUGCAAUCUUGAUAUUCCUUUUCCUUGGUUCUGUGGAGGGAUUCAGUACAAGCCAACAACCUUGCACCUAUGACAAAACUAAAAUGUGUAAGCCGGCUCUUGCAACUGCGAUUUUCAGCACUGCAUCUUUCGUGCUUGGUGCAGUCACGUCAGUUAUUUCUGGUUUCCUUGGGAUGAAAAUUGCUACUUAUGCCAACGCACGAACCACACUGGAGGCAAGAAAGGGCGUUGGGAAGGCCUUCAUCACUGCAUUUAGAUCUGGUGCAGUUAUGGGAUUUCUCCUAGCUGCAAAUGGUCUUUUGGUUCUGUACAUUGCUAUCAACUUGUUCAAGCUUUACUAUGGUGAUGACUGGAGUGGUCUUUUCGAGGCCAUCACUGGCUAUGGUCUGGGUGGGUCUUCUAUGGCUCUGUUUGGCAGAGUUGGUGGAGGCAUUUAUACUAAGGCCGCUGAUGUUGGUGCCGACCUUGUUGGCAAGGUUGAAAGAAACAUUCCUGAGGAUGACCCAAGAAAUCCAGCUGUGAUAGCAGAUAAUGUUGGUGAUAAUGUUGGUGAUAUAGCUGGAAUGGGAUCUGACCUUUUUGGUUCAUAUGCCGAAUCAUCCUGUGCUGCUCUAGUUGUUGCCUCCAUCUCCUCAUUUGGGGUGAAUCAUGAGUUGACUGCAAUGUUGUUUCCUCUCAUUAUCAGUUCCGUGGGAAUCGUUGUUUGUUUGCUCACCACCUUAUUUGCAACUGACUUCUUUGAGAUAAAGACUGUUAAGGAAAUUGAGCCAGCAUUGAAAAAACAACUCAUUAUUUCCACUGUUUUGAUGACUAUUGGGAUUGCAAUUGCUAGUUGGAUUGCACUUCCAUCUUCCUUCACUAUAUUCAACUUCGGAGACCAGAAAGAUGUGAAGAAUUGGCAGCUAUUUUUGUGUGUUGCUGUUGGUCUGUGGGCAGGGCUAAUUAUUGGAUUUGUGACUGAGUACUAUACCAGCAAUGCUUACAGCCCUGUGCAAGACGUUGCAGACUCCUGCAGGACUGGUGCUGCUACCAACGUUAUAUUUGGCCUUGCCUUGGGAUACAAGUCUGUCAUCAUUCCAAUUUUUGCCAUAGCAGUUGGCAUUUUUGUUAGUUUCAGCUUUGCUGCCAUGUACGGUAUUGCAGUUGCUGCACUUGGGAUGUUGAGUACCAUAGCUACUGGUUUGGCCAUUGACGCGUAUGGUCCAAUCAGUGACAAUGCUGGUGGUAUUGCUGAGAUGGCAGGCAUGAGUCACAGAAUUCGAGAGAGGACUGAUGCUCUUGAUGCCGCAGGAAACACAACUGCUGCUAUUGGAAAGGGGUUUGCAAUUGGUUCUGCCGCCCUGGUGUCUCUUGCACUUUUCGGUGCUUUUGUGAGCAGAGCUGCUAUUUCAACUGUUGAUGUGCUGACUCCGAAGGUUUUUAUUGGUUUAAUUGUGGGCGCUAUGCUUCCUUACUGGUUUUCUGCUAUGACCAUGAAGAGUGUUGGAAAGGCGGCUUUGAAGAUGGUUGAGGAAGUACGCAGGCAAUUCAACACCAUGCCAGGUUUGUUAGAGGGAACCACCAAGCCUGACUAUGCCACAUGUGUGAAGAUCUCCACUGAUGCUUCCAUUAAGGAGAUGAUCCCCCCUGGUGCUCUUGUCAUGCUUACGCCUCUCAUCGUUGGAAUAAUUUUUGGCGUUGAAACGCUAUCUGGUGUUCUUGCUGGAUCCCUUGUAUCUGGCGUACAGAUUGCUAUCUCAGCUUCCAACACUGGUGGUGCGUGGGAUAAUGCCAAGAAAUACAUUGAGGCUGGUGCUACUGAACAUGCAAGAACACUUGGUCCAAAAGGGUCAGAUCCACACAAAGCAGCUGUUAUUGGUGACACCAUUGGUGACCCUCUCAAGGAUACAUCUGGACCCUCGCUUAACAUUCUGAUCAAGCUCAUGGCUGUCGAGUCUCUUGUGUUUGCUCCUUUCUUCGCUACCCACGGUGGCCUGAUCUUCAAGAUAUGAACUUUGAUUGCGACGAGGGUAACCUGUAAUUUCGAUAUAUAAAUGGCCAAAGAAGAAAAACAAACAGAAAACAAGUCCUUCUACCAUGUCUGUGUUGUUGCUCUUUUAACUCUCUUGUACUUCCCACUCUUUCUUUUUCCGCUAUUUCCCCGCACCCCUCCCAGCAAAACCCAAGUAUAUCUGUCCUCCUAUCGUGUGAGUUGUUGAGAUAGUUAACUAGGCUGAAUUGUUAUAGGAAAUUUUCCUUGUAAAGGGGAGGUUGAUGAUGAUGAUGAUUUUCAAUCUCCAGUUCGAAUAGUUCCACCUGCUUGUCAUUUGAGAUUUAUCAGAACAUUUUGUCAAUAUAUUAGUUAAUAUUCCCUUGA
Neltuma alba is the source of this 2760-nucleotide messenger RNA. Its product is annotated as pyrophosphate-energized vacuolar membrane proton pump. Gene Ontology annotation, molecular function: inorganic diphosphate phosphatase activity; diphosphate hydrolysis-driven proton transmembrane transporter activity. NCBI's taxonomy places the organism in Eukaryota, Viridiplantae, Streptophyta, Magnoliopsida, Fabales, Fabaceae. The transcript has 8 exons. Gene Ontology annotation, biological process: proton transmembrane transport. The record is from RefSeq and is a predicted model, not a curated record. Gene Ontology annotation, cellular component: membrane. The coding region runs from base 104 to 2395 and encodes 763 amino acids.